Molecule: messenger RNA, 3048 nt
Organism: Rhopilema esculentum
Lineage: Eukaryota; Metazoa; Cnidaria; Scyphozoa; Rhizostomeae; Rhizostomatidae
Source: RefSeq, a predicted model, not a curated record
AGCCGAUUGUCACAACGUCAGGAACAAGGAAGAAAGGAAGGAUCUUGUUUUUAAAUAUGGACGUUGUCUUUUGUGUUUAAAAAAGGGACACAGAGCUUAUCAGUGUCAUUCGAAGGAAAAAUGUAAAAUGCCGCCUAUGAUCUACGACAGAAGCCACUGUUGUUAGAAGAUUUUUAUAAGGAGAUUGUAUCGUACACAGAUAGAACAGUCAUGGUUUGAUCAGUUUUCCUUACGAUUGCAAAGUUCUGCAUGAAAAGAAAAAAAUCGAACAACUUACAACAACCCCUCGAAUCUCUUCGUUGUUGCUGUCGGAAUUAAAUUCAACUCAACGGGGCAAACUUCGAUGGGAACAGGAGAUAGGCACGCAUGAAAAUCAAACAUCCAUCCUCAUGAUAGAAGGUAUCAUCAUGGAUUUGGAAGUUGGGAAAACAGCUGAAGGAACAGUUGAAGAAGAACUGAAUGAAAGCGAAAAUGAGAUUGGUGAAAGUCUGAAAACUGCUUGCGACAAUGCUGAAAAUUUAGAAACAAUAGACUUUAGAAUAAUAUGGAAUAAACAAAAUUUUAGAGUCAAGUUUGCAGCAGAUAGAAAGAUCGAAGACUUAAAAGACCAUAUAACUGAAUUGACAGGUAUCCCAACAAGCAUGCAGAAACUUAUGUAUAAAGGGUUGAUAAAGAACGAACACUUGACUCUCAAAGAAUUAAACAUAUGCAGUGGAGCAAAGCUUAUGCUUGUGGGCUCAACUCUUAAAGACGUUCUGAAUGUCAAUCUUCCAUCGAAAGAAACUCCAAAACAAACAGAAGUUACCCAAAGCGCUUCGCAAGGAAAUGAAAGUUUUUCAAAUAAAAAGGAGCAUAGAAAAGUCCUAGACAAAGGGAAACCAGAUGAUGUCAUGCCAGGAAUUAUUGGUUCCAAGGAAAAAUUACCUAUUCAGCCAUUAUACGGUAUGUGCAAUAAACAUGGUGGAAAAGUGAGGUUGACAUUUAAACACGAGUUAGAUCAACUUUGGCUUGGGACCAAAGAAAGGACAGAAAAAAUUCCCAUGUCAUCGAUUAAAACCGUUAUUUCUGAACCAGUAGCUGGCAAUGAAGACUACCAUAUCUUGGGUUUGCAGUUGGGUCCUACGGAUGCUUCAAGGUACUGGAUUUACUGGGUACCAGCGCAAUAUGUUGAUGCAAUUAAAGAUACUAUACUGGGCAGAUGGCAAGAGUUUUAGUUUUUUCAAAUUUUUCUUCAUCUUCUGUGUUCAACAAGUUUGGUUUCAUAUGAAACUUGGUUGUAAAUCAAGCAGUGAUAACAAUUUAUUCAUCCAGGGAAACUGUUGUUCUAUAGAAUUACGGACCAUCGAAAAUCUAUUCCCCUUAGAUGCAACUACUCAGCGUUUCCUUGAUGUAUUAUCUAUCCUAUCAGGAUAAUGGUAUCCGAUUUUGAUUCAGAAAAGAAAUUACUUGCUUUUAAAUGAAAUUUGUCGUAUAGGCUGAUGCUGUUUUUCUUUUUGUUACCAGAAUCGUUUAUUUAAAGGGGAACUGAAGUGAAAAAUGAGAAUCAUUUAAUUAGUAAUUUUCAUCGUGCUGAUUUCGAAUAUCGACACGAAAUUAGUGUUUUUCUUUUCGUUUUCCUGCAUUUAACGCGCAAAGUGUGAAAUUUCUCCAUUUCCAUGGCUGAGAGGUCUGGAGACAAGUUUCAGGCGCUGAGGUAAAGUCGUGGACACGUGCCCCGAACCUAACGAAAACAACAGUGUAGUAGAGUGAAUCGGAGGGAGGGAAUUCGGUUAGUAGUUGAAAUUUCAGAUCGCAAUUUUCACGACAGCUCUUCAGGAAUAACAACAGACUUAAGAUCGAGCGACGAUGAAGUGUUUGGAGCAUGUGGCGGUGAAGUACUUGCCCUACCAAGGGCGAACGGGAACUGCGAAAGUGGCGAUGAAGAUUAGCCUAGGCCCGAUGAGAUCCCAGAGGAUGAGGAUGAAUUAUCUCCCGCGACGUGCUCGUUUUGUUGGUAGAAACGAGGAAGCAAAUAAAUGGUACGUCGAUCCUUGUUUCUUUUCUUGCAAUGAAGGCAAGAAAUACUCAAACUCAAUUUCCUUAUUUCCUUAUAAAAAGUAAGAUACAACAGAGAAUGAGUAGGCUUACUAUUAUAAUCUUUCCAUUUCUAAAAUCUGAAAUAAUAAGGAUUAUUACAUGUUACAAUUUAAUAGAUAUUUGCUUUGAUAUAAAAACGUUUAUACAUAGUUUGAUGUGUAGCACGGAACAGGUCGACCUAAUCCACUUUUGGUUUAAAACUGGUUUGUUUCGUGUACAUUGACAAGUAUUAUUAAAUCUUACUGCAAUUCAGAUUUUUGGACUGAUAAUUCGAAAAUGUCAAAUAUUUAAUAGAAUUGCAUAAAUAUGCCUAAAAUAGAAUAAUACCUAGAAUUAUAUCCACUUUGCUAGGUAUCUACGAACAGUGGCCGAUCAAUGGAUGGUUUGCUGGUUUUUUGGUACUUGUGCUGGAUUAACUGGACAACUUUAAGUAUGCAUUUAUCACAAAUGUAAAGAAAAGAACUUUAGUCAAAGAUGACAAGGGUUUCAAAUUUCUGCAGAGAGCCAAUGAAAAUGCAAAAAUCGGCUACCUACUACAUAUACAGUGGAGAACAGGAUUAUAUACACGGGGUUAUUCAAAAGGACCAGACUUUUAGUUCAUAAUAGCAAGAAGAGAAAUUUGUUGAAACUAGUGGGACAAUGGCCAAAUCUUGUCAGCCCUAGGCCAAAUCACUAGAUUAGUCACAUCAAGGGGGGGGGGGGAUUGAGCAAGGCUUGAUAUUUUUAAGAUUCCUAAGGUGUACUUUUCAAGAUAUUUCACUCACAUCAAAAUGUGUAGAAUAGUUUGGAUUUGAUCAAGUUUUUCUCUUACAUUAAUGGUCCUGUACCACCUGCUUGGUAACAUUUUUUAUAAAUAAUCAGAGGAAAAUGUUUUACCUUCAGGGUAUAAUGCUCUUUUAAUGUAUUCUGUCACUGCCUGUUGUUUAGAUACACUGUUUUUAAAUUUUGAAAAUGAAGUUUUUUUGUGCCCAA